AUGUCUAUCAAAACACUCUUUGUUAGUGAUAGAGGUGCCAAGGGUCUGGUCCUUAAUGGUAAUAGAGUUGCCAAGGGCGCACAUUGUCUCACGCGCGAUCAGGGUAUAACUACGGCUAUCUGUGUUUUAACACCCAAGGAUGUGCUACUAACCCGCACAAGUACCCUAAUCAAACGACUUGAUGAUGACCUUGUUAAAUUUGAGCGCAAUCCACUAGCUAGCCAGGCUGAUCUCAAAGAAUUAAGCGGCAAUGAGUCCCAGAUUAGAUUUCUAUACGCCAAGCUACAGUCAGCAAUUACACAAAGUGACAUUGAUGCAAUUAGCAAAGAAUUAACUCAGUUAGAUGACCAGGUUGAAAAACACUUGACAACUUUAGAACAUAUUGUCGCGGGUGGAACGACAUCUCACGGCGUGCCAACCAAACCUCCAACUCUGGCACCGACUACACCGCCCACCGGUGGCCCGACCCCACCCCUACCUACCAGACGUCCAAUAAUUAAUUGUGAGGCAAAUUCAAACCUAUUCGCCCGGACGGCGGCACUGGAGGUCAGGAUUAAUGAAAAAAUUAAAGAGUUGACUGCCGCGGGGAAAACUGAACAGGCUAAGUCUUUAAAAGCUAAGCAAGAUCGUUUGAAUAUUAUGGUAAAGUCGUUGAGUGACAAGGUGAUUGAGAAUAAUAACGUAGUCCAGCAGGCAAAUAACAUGGAGGCUAAUAUUGAAAAGGAGCUUGUAGUCGCCCUCGGGGUGGGUUUGGGCGCAGACACCAUAUUCACCGUUAAACUGAACACAACACUCGUUGUCCGCACAGUCGACAAACCCUUUACACGACUUGCCCUCAUUCGCCACCACACAUACGACUGCCAUUAUAGCAAUUACGACCAAGACAACGAGUGUUGUGUUCAGUUUACCGGUGAAUAUGGUGUCUGCGCUCAGACCCACCCCGAGGGCGACUACUGUGGAAAUCCG
This is a messenger RNA of Oppiella nova, 966 nucleotides long. The record is from the annotation of a GenBank genome assembly. NCBI's taxonomy places the organism in Eukaryota, Metazoa, Arthropoda, Arachnida, Sarcoptiformes, Oppiidae.